Messenger RNA from Ziziphus jujuba (common jujube), 4117 nucleotides. RefSeq names its product peptidyl-prolyl cis-trans isomerase PASTICCINO1. Gene Ontology annotation, molecular function: peptidyl-prolyl cis-trans isomerase activity; protein binding. NCBI's taxonomy places the organism in Eukaryota, Viridiplantae, Streptophyta, Magnoliopsida, Rosales, Rhamnaceae. The record is from RefSeq and is a predicted model, not a curated record. The coding region runs from base 2229 to 3827 and encodes 532 amino acids. The transcript is spliced from 19 exons.
GUCUGUCUCUCAUUUGGACAGAUGUUUAAAAGUAUGUCUGGAUAAUUCCUUUGAAAAAUCUCUCUCUAAAUCUUCUUCUUUUACAUCAAAAAUCUGAUCCUGCCCAAUUACAUCUGAAAUCACAGUUGCUUUUGUUUCCAGUUGUUUGAGCCAAACACCAAUAUAUUAGUAUGUGUAUACAAAAUCAACUAUUUUGAUGAAGCUUCUAAUGAGUUCCAACUGAAAAAAUUUUGCUCACAGUUCUCAAGCUCGAAACAAGCAGGAAAGUUUUUGACAAAUUUACAGUACAUUUCCUGGUCAAAGUUUGGUUGGUGUGGUUCAUCAAAGUUUGGAAAACAAAGCUGGUUUGCAUUCCUAAUUUCUACCAAAAUAGACCCAGGUUUACUUAAAAGUUCAAUUUCUUUCCAAUAAUAGCAGACGAAAAUCUCCACCAGCCUCUGCAAUUCGUGUUUUCCAAGCACUGAAAACAGACCUCAUGUUUAGACUAGUAGAAAAAUGGAGCUCCAAUGUCCCACAUUGAAAAUUCUCUAAAGAAUUUAAUUCUUCAUAAGUUAGACUUGAAACGCACCGAAUCGCCGGGCUCAGUAACGAGGGCCUGUAACCAGAGUUGGGGUAUUAAGGUGUUGAGACAUUGUCGCGGCCCACUUGUUUGGGUCUAGGGAGGCUCACUUCUGGCCCAUCUGUUCCAAGCCAAGAGCAGAAGAGCCUUGUGGUUUGGGCGAAGGCCAUAUUAUAUGGUUCUUCGCCCAAAUGACAAGGUUCGUACCGCGGAGGGCACCGCGUGAGGCUGGCUUCACAGAGCAGCGAUCACCUCCCUCUUCUGGCAGUGGAAGGAUAACGGGUCAGUGCUACCUGGGCCCCAACUUGGUAGAAUGGGCGGUCUCUAAUCGAACCAACACUUUUUGGACUUUCAAGCUUGUGAAAACAUGAGCUGGGCCUACACUAUUUUGUGAGAAAUUUUUGCCUUCUGUUUUUUGUUUUAUAAUGUAUUCAAACAAUAUAAAUUUUUAGCGGAUGUUUAAAAAAAUGCCUUAAAUGUGUUCUUUAAUUUUCAUCCCAUUUUCUGAGCUUUGUUAUUAUUAUUAUUAUUAUUAUUAUACAUUUAAAAUGUGCUUUCAAUUAUUAUUUAAGAUAUGACUAAUUAACUGUACCCCAUCUUCAUCUACUUCUCGAUCUUCAACUUCUCAGGUAAAGUCAAAUUACAGCAUAGAUCUAAUUAAUAUUAUAUUAUGGGAAAGUUACCAAAUACAGUUCAAGAUUCAAUUUGAAACUUGAAACAACUUUUUAGAGUUUUGAGCACAGUUUCAUGUAAACAAAUUUAGCCAUUGGAAUGGUUGAAAAGUGGGUAACCUAAUUUGUCAUCUAUCAGUAAAUAAAUCAACGGUCACUUUUAUCUCUUAAAUAAAAAUAAAUAAAUAAACUAUAAAAAAUGUGUGUAAUUACUAAUUAAGUCGUAAAUGAGCUUGUAUGACUUCCAAGUUCUGCCCUGAGUUUUUAACUGUGAGGCAUUUUCUCGGUCAGUCCGUCUUCCUUCCUUCUCAGCUCUCCGAAUUUCAGGUUUGAUUUCUCUUAAACCGACCGCUUCCGUCUUUCAGUUAAAUUCUGUUACUUUGUGUUUGUCAGUGCGUUUGGUUGCUGGGAAAUUGUGGAGAAAAGUUACAAUUUAGUGUCUGAAAGUUUUUGGUUGCAUUCAAGCUAAACCAGUGGGCUCGAUUAUGCUCAGUCGAGUGGAGUUAUUAUUAUUAUUAUUAUUUUAAAUUUUUAUUAUUCCUUGAGCUUCAUUGAAAUGAAGAUUAAGAAUUCUUAAGAAUUCAUGGAAAUGUAAUCUUUUUUAUCAAUUUUUCUAAUUUUUUUGUGAGCUAUUUUUGCCAAUUCAGCUCUAGCGCUUUGUAAUUCGGCGAUUGAGUAUUAUUAUUAUUAUUAUUUCUUUUUUUUUGAAAUUUUUGGUUCGAUUACUCAAUUCAGUGUCAAUGUGUUAAUCAUUGUCUAGGUUUCAGAUAAUUGUACAUUAAUUUAGGGAUUACCGAGUGACGUUGAUCGGAGAUGGCUGUAGAAGAAGAUGCAAAACAGGAAUUUGCACCACAGAAGAAAAAAGGACCCUCUGAGGAUGAUAAGAGGUCAUAUACCAUUGUACUAUUCGGACAUUGGAUGGAGUUGUUGUUGAAUCUACAAGAUCAGAAUAUGGAGGCAAGGGCACUCCAAUAAGACAAGUUUUGGGAAAAAGCAAGAUGAUAUUGGGAUUGCUGGAUGGACUUCCAACAAUGUUGAAGGGUGAAGUAGCGAUGUAUAAGAUGAAGUCUCAGUUGCACUAUGGUGAGGAUGAUUGUCCAGUUUCAGUUCGUAGUGACUUUCCGAAAGAAGAUGAACUUCAUUUUGAGAUUGAGAUGAUAGAUUUCUUCAAAGCCAAGGUCAUUAGUGAAGAUUUGGGAGUUGUAAAGAAGGUAAUUACUGAAGGACAGGGUUGGGAAUCACCAAGGGAACCUUAUGAAGUAAAAGCCUGGAUUUCUGCAAAGACAUGUGAUGGGAAAGUGAUUAUUUCUCAUACUCAAGGAGAACCUUUUUUCUUUACCUUUGGAAAGUCAGAGGUACCUAAAGGUCUUGAGAUGGGAAUUGGAACCAUGACACGGGGGGAAAAAGCGGUGAUAUUUGUUACCAGUCAGUACUUGACUAAGUCGCCUUUUAUGCCUGGGGUAGAAGAUGUUGACGAAAUUCACUUUGAUGUGGAGCUUGUCCAUUUUAUUCAGGUGAGGGACAUGCUUGGUGAUGGGAGACUUAUAAAACGCCGUAUUCAUGAUGGAAAAGGUGAUUUUCCUAUGGAUUGCCCUCUCCAUGACAGUCUACUCCGUGUGCAUUACAAAGGCAUGCUUCUAAAUGAAGAAAAGAGGGUCUUCUAUGAUACAAGAACUGAUAACAAGGGUCAGCCACUGGAGUUCAGUUCUGGAGAAGGCCUUGUGCCCGAGGGGUUUGAAAUGUGUGUUCGUUUAAUGCUUCCUGGGGAGAUAGCACUUGUCACAUGCCCUCCUGAUUAUGCAUAUGACAAGUUUCCUAGGCCAUCUAAUGUUCCUGAAGGUGCCCAUAUUAUGUGGGAAAUUGAGCUUCUUGGUUUUGAGAUGCCAAAGGAUUGGACUGGAAUGAACUUUCAAAGUAUAAUGGAUGAUGCAGAGCAGAUUAGAAACACGGGGAACAGGCUUUUCAAAGAGGGAAAAUAUGAACUUGCAAAGGCAAAGUAUGAUAAGGUACUUCGGGAAUUUAAUCAUGUUAAUCCACAAGAUGAUGAGGAAGGGAAAGUAUUCGCAAAUACUCGUAAUUUGUUGUAUCUGAAUGUGGCUGCAUGCUACCUGAAGAUGGGGGAGUGCAAAAAAUCCAUUGAAACAUGCAAUAAGGUUAUAGAUGCUAAUCCUGGACAUGUCAAGGCUCUGUACCGACGUGGUAUGGCCUAUAUGGCAUCUGGAGAUUUCGAGGAAGCAAAUAGUGAUUUCAAAAUGAUGAUAAAACUUGACAAGUCGUCAGAACCUGAUGCAACAGCUGCUCUUCUUAAACUAAAGCAGAAGAAGCAGGAGAUUGAGACAAAACAACGGAAACAAUUUAAGGGACUUUUUGACAAGAAGCCAGGGGAAAUUGCAGAAGCUCGAACUGAAGAAAAAGAAGAUCAGAAUGUAGGUGAAGAGAAGAAGAAUGCGGAGAAGGAGGAUUCAGAUGGCAGCAGUUCAGAUGAAUCUCAAGAAGCUGUGGAUGGUGCACGUCAAAGGGGUUGGUUCUCCCUCUUCUGGCCUACUGGUAGUAGAAUAUUUUCAGCUCUCGGGUUACGAAGAUGUACCAUUUUGUGAGGUAGCGUCUAAUUUUGGAGUCCGGGCAAUACUUGUUAAGAGGGAAUUCUGCAUGCUAUAACCAAAUGGACGUGGUCACUCUGAUUAGAGGAAAAAGUGAAUGUGAUCAUUGUUGAGUUUUUAAAAAAUAAAUACUAAUGGCAGGUAUGUAAUUCAUAUUAUGCAGAGUAAACUUUUGGUUCAUUUCAUAAUUAUAGGAUUACCCAAAAUAGGACUCCUGAAAUUGUGAAAGAAAGAAAUAGAAAGUUCAAAGAGAUGGAAUAAAGAAUGUUCUUAUUUUAGUCUUUUCA